Messenger RNA from Camelus dromedarius (Arabian camel), 4763 nucleotides. It is a transcript of the gene SSTR1, whose product is annotated as somatostatin receptor 1. Gene Ontology annotation, cellular component: neuron projection; plasma membrane. Bases 706 to 1878 code for a protein of 390 amino acids. The record is from RefSeq and is a predicted model, not a curated record. Lineage: Eukaryota; Metazoa; Chordata; Mammalia; Artiodactyla; Camelidae. The transcript has a single exon. Gene Ontology annotation, biological process: neuropeptide signaling pathway; cellular response to estradiol stimulus. Gene Ontology annotation, molecular function: somatostatin receptor activity; neuropeptide binding.
GGCCCUGGACGAUUGGACCGGAGUGGAGUUGGGGUCCUUCAGGGCGGGGCAGCAACUGAGGGAAACUGAGAUGAACUCCGUACAUCUGUGCCUGGGGUCUGCUUCAGUCUUUGCUUUGGACAGGAGCCGGGUGGGAUGGGACAGAAUCUACACCUUCUGUUCCCACCCACCCUCCAGGAAAGCAGAGAAACCCCCCAGGUCCCCUUAAGGGAUGGGCAAAGGGGUGCUGCAGGGAACCCCUGAAGCAACUGCUCUAGCCGAUCGAAGCUCAAAACUGGGAAGGAAAGAAUUGGGUGAGGGUGAUAAACCACCUAUAAGUCGCCUUCCUCCCUCCUUUUCUCCACCCCCCCCCCUUUCGUAGCUGCUGACGCGCUGCUGGUGCCUGUUAAUCAUUCACCAGCCCACAGCAGCGGCAGUUAAUGGCUGUGCCGCGCGGGGCUCUAGUCUCCCGGCUUCCCCUCUCUGCGUUCGCGUGUGCCCAGGCGCCCUGGAGAGGCAAGCGGGUGCGCGCAGGCUUCCGCUGGGCGAUGCGCCCGGCCGGCGCGGGUGGAGCCGCGCUCCCUACAGCCGCUGAGCGCUUCCCCCAGGCGCCGGGUGGCAGUGAACUGCGGGCAGACCACCGGGGUGCGGAGUGAGGGCGCAAGCGGCGGGGGUGCAAGGAGAACGCCCCAGCCCGGGCAGCCCCAUUGGACCCCAUCAGCUGAGAUGUUCCCCAAUGGCACCGCCUCCUCUCCCUCCUCUCCUAGCCCCAGCCCAGGCAGCUGCGGCGAAGGCGGCGGCAGCAGGGGCCCCGGGGCCGGCGCUGCAGACGGGAUGGAGGAGCCGGGGCGAAAUGCGUCCCAGAACGGGACCUUGAGCGAGGGCCAGGGCAGCGCUAUCCUCAUCUCUUUCAUCUACUCCGUGGUGUGCCUGGUGGGGCUGUGUGGGAACUCCAUGGUCAUCUAUGUGAUCCUGCGCUAUGCCAAGAUGAAGACGGCCACCAACAUCUACAUCCUCAACCUGGCCAUCGCCGAUGAGUUGCUCAUGCUCAGCGUGCCCUUCCUGGUCACCUCCACGUUACUUCGCCACUGGCCCUUCGGCGCGCUGCUCUGCCGCCUCGUGCUCAGCGUGGACGCAGUCAACAUGUUCACCAGCAUCUACUGUCUGACUGUGCUUAGCGUGGACCGCUACGUGGCCGUGGUGCACCCCAUCAAGGCAGCACGCUACCGCCGGCCCACUGUGGCCAAGGUGGUGAAUCUGGGUGUGUGGGUGCUGUCGCUACUCGUCAUUCUGCCCAUCGUCGUCUUCUCGCGCACGGCGGCCAACAGUGACGGCACGGUGGCCUGCAACAUGCUCAUGCCCGAGCCCGCCCAGCGCUGGCUUGUGGGCUUCGUGUUGUACACAUUUCUCAUGGGCUUCCUGUUGCCCGUCGGGGCCAUCUGCCUGUGCUACGUGCUCAUUAUCGCCAAAAUGCGCAUGGUGGCCCUCAAGGCCGGCUGGCAGCAGCGCAAGCGCUCGGAGCGCAAGAUCACCCUGAUGGUGAUGAUGGUGGUGAUGGUGUUUGUCAUCUGCUGGAUGCCUUUCUACGUGGUGCAGCUGGUCAACGUGUUCGCAGAGCAGGACGAUGCCACGGUGAGCCAGCUGUCGGUCAUCCUCGGCUAUGCCAACAGCUGCGCCAACCCCAUCCUCUAUGGCUUCCUUUCUGACAACUUCAAGCGCUCUUUCCAGCGCAUCCUUUGCCUCAGCUGGAUGGACAACGCCGCCGAAGAGCCAGUCGACUACUACGCCACGGCCCUCAAGAGCCGCGCCUACAGCGUGGAGGACUUCCAGCCCGAGAAUCUGGAGUCCGGCGGCGUCUUCCGUAAUGGCACCUGCACAUCACGAAUCACGACUCUCUGAGCCCAGGCCACGCAGGAUCCUUGCGCCAAGAGGAGAGGAUGAGGAGAAAGAGGGGCCGGGUGUGAGAGAUGAAAGUGUCCCAGGCGUCAGGGUGCGAUGAGGAAAGUGGGGCUAGGACACUGUGCGCUUCCGGUGAAGAACCCGGGAGAGACGCGUGACAAAGAUAGAGUCGGACGCUUUGUUUAUAAACAGGGACGGCUUCCGGGCCCCUUUCAACUCGGUCUCCUACUUUCGCUCCUUCCUCCACCCCGCUUGCACUUCUGCACCCCUCUCUGCUCCCCACUCUGCGAUGUUGGUCUUUCAGCCCCGUCCUGCCGGUGCAGUUCAGGGAUUUAUUAAUGUCGCCGACUCAGCCCGACCCUCAGCCCCGCCAGUUGUUAUUUCUGUUUAAGCUGAGCCACGGCCACCACCACGGAUUUCCCUCAGGGCAAGUCCCCAGCUCGCCCUCAGCCCCGCCCUGCCGCGCCCCCUCGCUCGCCAGAUUCUGACUGACGCCCCUAGAGGAGUCUCAAGAACCACCGCUCUCCGUCUCCUCAGCCCUCCUUUAAGGGAAGUCGGACUUGGGAAGGACCUGGGCGGCCGGUCUUUCUCCUACUCUCGGGUGAAGGCGCGCCCUUCCCCGAGCUCCUCCACCCCCACUCCACCAAGAGCGGAGCCAGGUGCUUAGUAAAAUCGGUCCCGCGCUUCGAACCCCGGUCCAACCCCUUAUCCAAACCCUGCCUUUGGAGCAAAAGGGAGCUGAGAACAAGCAACUUUUUUUUUCUUUUCUUAACGAUUCCGGGAUUUGGGAAGGGGGAGAAGGGCUUGUGAUGGAAGCCACCCUCCGCCCGGUUCACAAACGGCGCUUUUGAUUUCAAAUACCAAUUCUCCGGGCACUCCCGGGACGCUGGACCGCGUUAGGCCAGGCAGGACAGGACGCACCUUCCCCACGAGCCGCCCGGGUGCGUGGCUGCAGCUACACUAGGCUUUCUCCCUCGCCCAAGCUCUGCAGGUGCAGAUCCAAGAGAAACAAGGGGCACCGGGGCCAGGACCUCGGGUGACGCCCUCCGAGUCUCGCUUGGCCAAUCUGGACCGCAGUGCUGCCGCCUGCUGGCUAGAGAGCGCGGCCCGCCAGGCCCCUGAGGGCUUCUGUCUUUCAAGCGGUGCCUAAGAAGUUAUUUUCUUGCUUCACAUAUUUAUUUAUUUAUUUAUUUGUGGUAUUUGAAAAACGUGUCUCUGCUUUCCCUUUCUCCACUUUCCUAGUCCAGGGCCUUUUCUUCAGGAGGACACGGGGGGUUGGGCGGGCGUGGCGUGGCGGUGGCAGUGGGGGAAAGCUCUCUCCUCAAGGCCCCCUCAAAACUUCUCCUCUUUGCUAGGCCCUCUUUACUUAUCCCUUCCUCUAGCCUUUCUAUUUUUUGCUUGUGUCCAGUGAAGUUUGGAGAUUUCUUCACACUUUUCUUAUGUAGUCUUUUGUCUUACAAUAAAUGAUAAUGUGGGUUAGCCUUCUCCCAUGCAGAGUGGAAAGUCUUGAACGCCUAGCUUUCAGCAUCACCUAUAUAUGAUUUGAAUAUAUAUUAUAUACUAUAUAUAUUCAAAUCAUAAUAGAUCCACAUACUAUAUAUAUUUGUUUAUCUUGCUCCCUUGUCAUGAGUCCAUGAGACAGUCGCCAGAUGCAGUCACUAGCAGUGACAGGUGUGAGACUGGCUAGAACAUUUCAAGAUAUGAGGGUUGAGGCAGCCCUCAAACUUGAAAUUUAGAGAUCUGAUUCAGACAGACUUUAAUCAGUGCUGAGGAUGUCCCUGCCUCCUCUAGUUUCAGGCAUAUGUGAUUCUAACACACAAUCUAGUUAACAUCAUCACUUCUUUCAAAGACAGUGAAAGUAGAGUAAUUUGUGUCUGUUUAAUCUGACCAGCUACACUGGAAGCCUGAGUAGGGCAAGGACCAGUCAUUUUACUUCUUUGUAUUUCCUGUAUUGCUUUAGUAUGCUGGAGUGUACAUAGUAGGCACUACAUACAUAUUUGUUGGUUAUCUGUUUAAGUAAACCAGAGUGUAUUACAAUUGGGAAAUACUAAAUCUGGGGUUCUCAGGCUCCCUCACUGACAUGAUACACAAUGGUUGCAAUCACUAUGGAAACAUGUUUUGUGUAUAGUUACUUCAAGAAGAUCGUGCUUUCCUGAAAGCAGUAAGCAAGAGUUAAAAUGCUCCCUAACGUUUUGUUUGAACUAAUGCACAAAUAUGCUUUGGUCAUAAAUCUGAAAGUUUAGAUCUGUCAUUUAAUAAUAAUGCAUAUUACUACUCCUUUGGAAAACAGAUUUUUAAUGGUUAAGAACAGUGAAAUUUACAAAUCAAAAUCUUGAUCAUUAUCCUCUUAAGAGGACAUGAAUCUAGUGCUCUUAAUCUGUUACCACUGUAAUAAUAACUAAAUAAACAAAUGUAUUAUGUUGUUGCAAGUUGUCUGAAUUUGCCAUUUGAAUUUUACUGUUUCAACAGAUUACUUAAACACACAGGCAUAUUGGCUUGGUUGCUCUAUGUUUCACUUAGAUUUUAAGAAGAAAGUUUUCAGAUUACCUUUAGACUGAGGUUAUACCUUGAAUUUUUUUGUUGUUGUUGUUGUUUGUUCAGAGAGAGAACUUUGAGUCAACCUGAAUAGGAAGCAGCGUACUUGGCUGCACUCUUUAUGGUUUGCUGUUGUCACCAAACUAACUAGAUGAUGUCUCAGUCUCUCACAGAUUAAAUUACUGUCUGCCCUCAUUUAUGACCUGAGACUUUGUUGUGGGAACUAAGUAAUUGUUAAUUUACAUCCCAGGGAAAGAUAAAUGGAAGAGGGGAAAAAGUGAUCUCCUAAAGAUGUUUCAGAGGUCAAUGGGUAAAGGAAAUAUAAAAAUCAGAUUUCAAAAUAAAAGAAG